AUGUCAAGCGACAACGGCAUGACAACCCAGCAGUACCCGUCGGCGUACCCCGAGACGCCGCCGGCGCUGCAGGGAAGCCUCCUCCAGCAGCACCAGCAGGCCGCCGUCGCUCAGCACCAGCUCGCACAGCAUCAGGCAGCGCAGCAGCAGGCGCCUCAGCAACAGCAGCAGAACGUCCAGCAACAGGUUCUCCAGCAACACGCCUACCCUGCGACGGUCCCGACCACUCCGCUCAACCACGCCUCUCCCCAGUCGCUCGCCUCGCCCAGCAUCAAGAUCUCUCCCGAAGCGCUCGCCAACCUGACAGCGUCGGGCAACAUGCAGACGGGCUCGCCAUUCUCCGGCGCAGGAUCCGUCGUCUCGCCGACCGGGUCGACCUUCUCAGCCGGCAAUGCGAGCGAUCCCUUGGGCGGCGAAGGGCAAGGCGGCGCGGGCUACUCGCGCGCGUCGGCGAUGGCGCUUGCCGGAGCGAUGGGCAUGAAUGCGACGCCUUCACAGGUCUCGGCGGCUGUCAACGCUGCCCUCGGACACCACCAGCUCGGGCUGGACGUCGACAUGGCGUUCACGACGAGUCCUGCGCAGAGCCAGCCUGGCUCGACGGGCGCAUCGACGCCUUCGAAUGGCUCGACGACAGCCAUGUACUACGCUCCUCAGGGUUCGAACUCGCUCCCGACCCAGCUCUCGCAGAGCAGUCUCCCUCCGCCUUCUCACCCCGCUCCGACUCUCGCCUCUUCACAACGACACCACCCGUACGCGCACCCCAACCGCCCUUCACUGGCCGCACAGCACAACCAGUCGACCACCUCCGUCCCGCUCUACCUCUCGACCCCUUCGCCCGCCCCUUCCGCCGCCGCCCAAUCCACCGCCUCGCCUCAAUCAGCCGGCCCCGACCCACCCGCCAACUCGAUCGCCCUUGGACUCCCGCCCGUCGCUCCGCAAGGAGUCCAGCGAGUUCACUCCGCUCCCGCUCACAUCCUCACCCUCGCAACUCAGGGCUUGAGCGACGUAGGUAGCUCGCCGCUGCCUAGUGCGGACUCGGAGGCGCAGGGCGCGAUGGAACAGCGGAUGUAUGUUGGCGAGCAGCAGCAGCAGCAGCAGCCUCAGCAGUCGUCGAUGGGCAGCCACGACGACGGAGCGGACCGGCUGCGCAUCUCGACCAGCUCGACGCCGUCGACUACUCCCGGUCCGCCCGCGCUCGGUCCCGCUUUCGGCCACUCCUCGACGCCCAUCUCGAUCGACACGCUCUCGGCCUCGAACGCCAUCUCCUCCCUGACCGCACCCGCCUCUGCCCCACCCUCGAUGGACGACGAACGCUUGCCGACCUACAACGAAGGUGUCUCGGCAGCAAUCACGCUGCUGCAGAAGCGGCUGCCGAUCAUGGAGGCUGCGUUGUCCACGAGCGAGGUCGAGUCGGGUCAGGACGAGGAGGAGAUUUGGAAGGGGAUUGAGGGGGCGUACGAUGAGUUGAAGAGAAUCAUGGGGGAGCGGAAGGACGGGAGGAGGGUCGCGAUGGCGGAUCGGCAGGCAGCCAAGAACGGAAAGCGCUCCUUCUCGACGAUGGAGCUCGAGUCGCCCGUAACGCCCGUCACGCCCGUCGACCGCGACCGACCAUCCUUCCUCACCGGCCCGCCCCCUCCCCUCCUGCACACGAUGUCCUCGCCCGACAUUCCCCUCUCUGCGGCAGCGACUGCAGCGCGCAACAUCGCCGCCCUCCAGAAAGCGCAGGCACAGGCGCAGAUGCAGCAAGCGCAGAUGCAACAGGCGCAGGCCCAAGCCGAGGCGCACGCUCGACUCGUCCAAGACGCAGAGCGAGCGCGAGCCGAAGCCGAGCAGCGCGCGAGGGCGGAGGAAGAGUUGCGACAGCAGCAACAGCAGCGGGUUGAGGCUGAGGCGCAGGCGAGGGCGGACGCAGAGGCCGAGGCGGCGCAGCAGCAGUUGAAGGCUGAGCAGGCGAUGAGGGAGAUGGAGCAGUACCAGCAGGUCUUGCACGAGGAGCAGUUGAGGUUGGCGCGGGAACGGCUGCACCAGCAGAUGCAGGAGGGCGCGACGCCUGGCGUCCCUCCGACGCUGCCCAAUCCGCCUCCUCCAACGCCCACACCGACGCCGACGCAGCAACAACCUCCUCAGCAACCAGCGCAGCAGUCUCAGCAGCAACAGCCCUUGCAGCCUGCCCAAAUCGCGCAUCCGGGUCAAAUCGCCUACACGCAACCCCCGCAAUACGGCAUCCAGCUUCAACCCGCUCAACCUGGCGCACCGCCUCUCGUCGCCAUCCCCGCCAACGCCGUCCCCGCCGCGAUCACGCAGCCUCUCUAUACCCAGGGAGGCCAGCCGUCCGGCUACCCGCAGUACACUCCCGGCAUCGAUCCGCUCGCUAUCGGCGGUGACAUGAACAUGAUGCACCUCUCCGGCCUUGGUGGUUUCGCCGGCGCCAUGGGCGGCCAGUCGCAGCAGCCUCAACAGCCCGACUCGGUCGACCCAGCUCUCACGAGCGGCAUCGCGCCAAGCACGGUCUCGCCGCCGAUGAACAGCACGUCCAUCUUCGCCAACGCCGCCAGCGGUGGACCAGGACCUGUCCGCCCGUCUCGCUCGCGCGCCGCCUCGCAGUCCGGCUACACCUCGUCCGGCUCGCGGUCUCGCGCCGCAUCUGGUUCGGGCUACCAAGCGCUUCUCGAGAGUCGAUCUCGCGCAGCAAGCUCGGCGAGUUCGGUGUACCAAAUGUUCGAGCGGGACGACGAGGACGAGAUGGACGAUGAGGCGGUCGACCUUGACCAGGUUGAGGUCGGCGGGACAGGACCGGCCCAGAGUAAGGUGCCGCCGAUGGGUGCGGCGAGCGCGGGUGUCGAACCUGAACUCAAGGCGGUCAUGGAUCCGAUCUUCUUCGAAUUCCUCGCCGACAUCUGUUCGAACCUCGACGCAACUGACUCAAAAGGCGAGCCGAUCCACCAGACGCUCAUGGCCAAGAAGAUGGAGAAGCUCGACCAGUCGCACGACUUCCGCCCGUUCCGGUUCCGCAUUCAGGCGUUCACGACCGCAUUCGCCGACCGUCUCGCUGCGUCCGGCAUCUUCGAUCAGGAAGUGCCGAUUAAGAAAGUCCGGCAGUACCUCUGGGCGCAGCCGUACAUCUCCCGCUUCAAUGACGACGGCAAGAAGGCCAAGUCCAAGGGCAACCACAUCUGGACGGUCGAAGCGAAGAAGGUUCCCGACAAGAAGUGGAUCUUCCGCGAGUUCACGCGCUGCAUCAAGGGCAACGCGCCUCCGAUCGCCUUCAUCGGCCUUCCCUGGACUUGGGCACCUCGCGUCUGGGACCCGCAAUGCUCGAGCGCCGCCAUCGACGCCUCCUUCUCGUCGCCGAGCCUGCCAGACUGGCUCUCCUGGGAGGACAACGUCCUCUCCGGCGAGGUCCCCAAGUCGGCGCACGGUCAGACAAUCGAGGUCGAAGCCGUCGCAACGUUCCAGAUGGGCGACCGGGUCCACCAAUUGCGCGCGACGACCCAGUUCCUCGUCGCCUCGCCCGACGAGACCGACGACCCCGCCAACUUCGGCAUCCUCGAGCUGCCGAAGCAGAAGCUUGCCGACUCGUUGCGCGAGGUGAAGGAGGAGCAGAAGCCGAACGUCUCGACGGGCAGCUCGCAGCUGGCGAGCCCGUCCGGCCUGAACCCGACUCUGUAUCGCUCGCCAAGCGCCGGGAGUGUCGGGCUUCUCGAACCUCCUGCGCCCAAUCACGUCCUGUCCGGCGCGCACGGCGGCUCGUACCCCGCGUCUGGUAGCGGGACACCCGGCAACAUCCUCGAACCCGGUUUCGUCCAGCUCGAUCAACAGCAGCUUCACGACCAGCAGCAGUUCAUCGCGCAGCUCCAACAACAAGCUGCGGCGGCGAACGACAUGCAGGUUGACGACCAACAAGCAGCUCGACAAGCGCAAGCGGCGCUGCACCAGCACUACGCGUCGCUCGCUAUGCAGCAGGGCCAGUCCUUCGAGUCGAUCUCGCCAGGACAGUUGUCGUACGCACCGGCUCCCGAGCUCGUGCAGAACGCGCUGCAAGACGCCGCCAUCGGCGUACACCCUACUCUCGCGUCGCUCAACACCGGUAUGCUCUCGCACGCCACUCCCGAGAUCGGCACGCCCGGCGGCAUCUUCCACCUUCACGAGAUGGGCCAGCAACCUCCCUUCACCCUCGACCCGUCCCAACUGUAG
Messenger RNA from Rhodotorula toruloides NP11, 4194 nucleotides. RefSeq lists its product as uncharacterized. NCBI's taxonomy places the organism in Eukaryota, Fungi, Basidiomycota, Microbotryomycetes, Sporidiobolales, Sporidiobolaceae. The transcript has 5 exons. The coding region runs from base 1 to 4194 and encodes 1397 amino acids. The record is from RefSeq and is a predicted model, not a curated record.